AUGGGGAAAGACACGGAGGACGUAAAAGACAAAGUAGAUGCUCCGUCUAAAGCUUUAUUCUCGUGCUUCUUUCAGGGUUCAGCCGAUUCCUACACUAGUCGACCUACUGAUUCCGACCUGUCCCUGGAGGACGACCGGGAGGCGUCUCGGCGUGAAGCCGAGCGCCAGGCUCAGCUGCAGCUGGAAAGAGCCAAGUCUAAACCGGUGGCGUUUGCAGUAAAAACCAACGUGAGUUAUUGCGGGGCCCUUGAUGAGGACUGUCCAGUCCAAGGGGCCGCUAUAAACUUUGAAACCAAAGACUUUCUGCACAUCAAAGAGAAAUUCAACAAUGACUGGUGGAUCGGUCGGCUGGUGAAGGAAGGGGCAGACAUCACUUUCAUCCCGAGCCCAGUAAAACUGGAGGCCAUGAGGAUAAAACAGGAACAAAAAGCAGCUGCAAGGAAAGGAGGCAAUGCGUCAUCGGGAGGCUGGAGGUCCACCCCUCCAUCUGCAGCCAAACAGAAGCAGAAACAGACUGAGCAUGUCCCUCCUUAUGACGUGGUUCCCUCCAUGAGGCCAGUGGUCCUGGUGGGCCCGUCUCUGAAGGGUUACGAGGUGACUGACAUGAUGCAGAAAGCUUUGUUCGACUUCCUGAAGCACAGAUUUGACGGCAGGAUCACCAUUACACGGGUGACUGCUGAUCUAUCCUUGGCAAAGCGCUCGGUGCUGAACAAGAAGGCCAUAAUGGAGAGAUCCAACACUCGCUCCAGUCUGGCGGAGGUCCAGAGUGAGAUCGAGAGGAUCUUUGAGUUGGCCAAGUCUCUUCAGCUGGUCGUCCUGGAUGCAGAUACCAUCAACCACCCGGCACAGCUCCUCAAAACAUCCCUGGCUCCCAUCAUCGUCUACGUCAAAGUCUCCUCUCCUAAAGUUCUUCAGAGGUUGAUUAAGUCCAGAGGAAAGUCGCAAAGCAAACACCUAAACGUCCAGAUGAUGGCCGGGGACAAGCUGGCUCAGUGUCCUCCUGAAAUGUUUGAUGUGAUCCUGGAUGAGAAUCAACUUGAAGAAGCUUGUGACCACCUUGCAGAAUACCUGGAAAUUUACUGGCGAGCUACGCACCUCCCCUGUUCUGCCCCAGCAAACCCCUUACAGGACCAAAGUGUGGUCACACCACCUUCAGCUAACUCCAGCCAGCAGUUUUCAGAAACUCAAGAGUUGAUAGAAUGACUGCAGCCACAGAUGUAGGAUCAGCCUGUGCUGUUGGCUGAAGUCAGACCAGUCGAGGCUUGUAGCACAGAGUCCAAGGUGCCACCAGGGGGCAGCAGCAGUCUUCAUCUCUCCAAAAGCAACCAUUGCCUUCUCUAGUCUGGACCAGGAGCAAAGGAAACAACCAAGAGGAGGAAGAGAGAACAAGAGAAGGUGCAAGUGGAAGAUGAAACUGCAAGAAACAAAAGUGCCACUGACUCCCUGCUGUCAUCCCCCACUCCCCCCAGUGGGCCGAACUUCCCAACGCCAAGCGUCAACUCAGGGCCGCUUUCUGCAGCUGCACACUCUGGUUACAACAACCAGCCAAGCAGCCACUCUUUGCUCCCACCCUGAACCCUAAAACUAAUCCAGACUCCUGCUUCCUCUCAGUGAUGAGCCGGCCCAGGUGUGUUCAAACACCACCAAGUCCAAAGCACACGCACAGGCUGAUUUACAUCUUCCUGCAGACACUGUACACACACCUGUGAAGGCGAGGGAUGUUUGUACAAGACACUGUGGCGAGGCAAAGCUGUCAGUCUAACUA
Molecule: messenger RNA, 1765 nt
Organism: Nematolebias whitei (Rio pearlfish)
Lineage: Eukaryota; Metazoa; Chordata; Actinopteri; Cyprinodontiformes; Rivulidae
Gene: cacnb3b
Product: calcium channel, voltage-dependent, beta 3b
Exons: 13
Coding region: 1-1203 (400 amino acids)
Biological process (GO): neuromuscular junction development; chemical synaptic transmission; regulation of voltage-gated calcium channel activity
Cellular component (GO): voltage-gated calcium channel complex
Molecular function (GO): high voltage-gated calcium channel activity; protein binding
Source: RefSeq, a predicted model, not a curated record